Molecule: messenger RNA, 3591 nt
Organism: Seriola aureovittata
Lineage: Eukaryota; Metazoa; Chordata; Actinopteri; Carangiformes; Carangidae
Product: G-protein coupled receptor 4-like
Exons: 4
Coding region: 1793-2677 (294 amino acids)
Biological process (GO): positive regulation of Rho protein signal transduction; phospholipase C-activating G protein-coupled receptor signaling pathway
Cellular component (GO): membrane
Molecular function (GO): G protein-coupled receptor activity
Source: RefSeq, a predicted model, not a curated record
CAUUUCACGUCGGACUGCUUUCUCAACGAGGGACAGUACAAUGCGGGAUUCGCUACAUUCUGAAGAUAAACCAUGGAUCAGCACCGACUGUCCGAGACCCAACUUCAAACUUGGGAGCUGUAAGUUUCACCAUUUUAUGUUGCUUUACUGUAUGUACACACUGUUGCUUGUGUUGUUAGCAUGGCAGCUAAUGUGGCUAACGUUUUGCCUCGUCCACACAGCCGGGUAUGGCCGGGUACAGAUUGUAUGCAAUCUGCUUGGUAUCGCUGUGUGGCGUUGAUUAGAGCCACCCUGCUUACUUUAUCACACUUGAAAGGCGUUUUAGCUGUCUGCAAAGUCAAUCUGGUAAAAUUCAGACUAAACAGGCUUUGCAGCAAUUAGCAUAGGUCUCUGGGCUUGUUUGUUAGUGCUGUGAAAGUUAGUAUUGAGAGUCAUGCCUUAUGAUGGCCGUUUUAACGUUUAUAUCAUGUUUACAGAUACAGUGCCUGUAGGGAAUAUCUAGAUAAGCGCAGAGUUAAGGGGAUAUGUCCAAGGGGAUAGUCUGUAAUACACAUUUCUUGCAUUUUGCACAUAUAGUGAGCUAUUUGCAGCAUUUACAAGCUAUUGACAACCCAAUUUACACAUAAUUGAGUGCAUUUGUUGUUAUCAUUUUUGCACUGCUUGCAGCUGUUGCCAUAACUACACAUUUGAGGAGAUGUUGGUGUAACCUCUGUUUCCUCUGUUCAGGCCAGCACAUCAAGUGCAUCUAUACAGCUUCCUGCAACAAGGGAUGUUGCAUGCCAGACUGACCCACUGUAGGCACACAGUUAUCCUUGAAGAGUCUUCAGCCUCACAUCAGAAGUACAGACUCUACCUGGCUGCCAUGUACUACAAUGAAAAUGCUGACCGACCACAAGCCCAAACAAAAGAAGGUGAACCACUGUUCAAGGUCCAAUUUCCAAAGGCCAUGAAGGGACAAUGCAGAGCUAAACCAGUUAAGACUGAGCCGACAUUCUAUAACUGUUAUAUUAUUUUAUUUUUCGACCAAAAAAUGUUUUGUACACAUUGUAUUAAGUAUUGCACGUAUAAUGUUAUGACAGUUCCACCAACAACAAAAUACAGUAAAGAAAAUGUCAUGAGGUAGUUAGAAACAGACUUUCACUCAUUGUUUUGUAAAAAAAAACAACAACAAAGUGAAAAAUGUAAACAAAAUCUUUUGUGUUUUAUCGAACAGGGUAUGUGGUGGACCUCAUAUUUGAAAAAGUAUUUGGUUUUACAUUGCAUAUUAAUAGCAAAAAUUACACAGCAAAACACAGAAAACCACAUCUUCCUUAGAGACGGAGAUCACAUCAUCAUGAACCUCCCUCGUUUCAUAUCUUGCUACAUUACUGCAUUUCACAUCACUAGACUGUGGAUACAGAGGAAAAAACAGCAGACUCUGGUGAAAGAAGCACAUCCAGACUGUGGUCCACCAGCUUUCAAAGGUAAAGUUUGUGUUACAUUACUUCUCUUAAUCAAUGUUUAACCUAAUACAUUAAAACUGUAAAGGUGUUGAUACAUAACAAGGGGACUGGACUGUAGGUGUACAGUAAUCUACAGUUGUAUUUAGUCUCUGUUUUUACCCUCUCUUGCCUUAAAUACCAGUAACUUGAGAUACGUGCUAAAAUGCUGGAUCACUAAGAUUUAUCCUGAACUAUAGUUGUACUGUAUUUGUGUGAACAGCACUUCACAGCUUUAGUAUUAUCACUGAACAAUGUGAGGUAGAUGUUAAAACACUUGUUGAUCUCUCAAACAACAGGUUUCACAGUGAAGAAUGGAAGAUUCCUUCAUUAACAUCACCUCACAGAACAGAAGCUACGAUGACAGUGACUAUGUGUACGACGAGUAUGACUAUCAUGAUUAUUACGAUAAAGAACAAAAAAUCAUGGAUGUGGUGAAAUGCAUUAUCAUUUGUAUCGGCCUUCCUUUGAUCCUAGUGGCCAUCCAUGGAGUCUGUUCUCUGGUCAGAAACGAUCACGUGGCUCCGAUCUACAUCAUCAACCUUCUGAUUUCUGACCUCAUUCAACUCUGCUGCAUGAUCGUUGAAGUGGUACUACCUGAGGAUUCAAUCAUCACAACAAUCUUCCGUAUUAUUUACCUCUGUGGUUUGACGGCGAGUGUUGGCUUCAUGAUGUGUGUCGCCCUGGAAAGGUAUCUGGUCAUCGCCUGGCCGCUGUGGUACCGCUUCAGACGAACCAUCAAGACCUCUGUAGUGGUCUGUGUCGUGGUCUGGACCCUUUCUCUUGUGACUUUCUUCUCUGUGGUUUUCUUGGCUGAUUUAGUCGACAUGCUAAUCCCCUUUGCAGUCUUCCUCCUCCUUCCCCUCCCUCUGUUCAUAUUCUUCCUGGGUGGGACCGUUAAAGCUCUGUCUGCAGCCAUUAGUGUCCCUGCUGAUGAAAAACGACGAAUUGUUGCAGUUUUGAUUCUUGUUCUACUUAUUUACACACUGUUGUUCCUGCCCUACAUCAUUUUGUUACUUGUAGAAGAAGCCAGACAUAACAUUACCCUCGGUGUUGUGUCUUUCAUGUUUGUAAAGUUCAGUCCUCUUGCAGACGUGUUCCUGUAUGUUUUCAUUAGGAAAGGAGCUGUAGACAAGCUGUUGGCCUCUCUGUGUCGUUGCAGGAUGGACAGCGAUGAUAGCAACAGAUCAACAGCAUGAAUGAUGACAACUUAUACACAGUCGCUCCAUGUAGUCAGAGAAAGAGAGAAAAACAGAAGAAGAAAUGGAGGAAAUAGAGACAAGACAGAUACUGUCGUCUUCUCACAUGAUUUCCUACAAGACAUCUAACUGUAGGUUCACUUGCUGCGGUGCACUGUGAAAGCUUCAAGACAUGUACAUAAAAUGUUCUAUAAAAAGUUCAUGUAUAUCAUUAUUACACUUUAAUCACAAAAACAAACCUUAUAUUAUUUGAAGAUAAUCAGCAGCAUGAUCACUCUGCCAAUAUAACCACAUCUCUCUCAUUCUUAGAUCUUUAUUUUGUCUGUUUUCUGCAAGUUUUACUUUUUCCUGGUUAUAAAUAGUGUCUAAUCACAAUUGUAUUUUUUUUGUGGUUUGUUGUAAAUUAAUUUUUUAAUAAAGUAAAUCCUGCUUGUUUACCUUUAUUCAGUGACAAUUUUCUGUUUACAUCACAUAUAGUAAAUUGUUUUGCAGAUUUCACAGUUUGAACUAAUAUAAACUGACUAAUAGCGUCACUACACUCAGAGCAGAGUAUGAUCACUAUCAUCUGAACUUUCUGUCCGAUGGUUGAGCACCCACUCAUCCCCCACACCUUUCUGACAACAUUUCUCCUUAAAUCUUACUAACAGGUUGUAUUCAAGGAACCAUUAAAAAAUAAACUGGUUUUUACAUUUUCAAUUAAAAAUAACAGAGGAAGACACGGACACAGAGAAGUCAUGCAUCUGCAUAAUAAUUUCAAGAAUGACACAGCAUUGACCUCUAUAGAAAACCACAUCUUCCUUAGAGACAGAGAUCACAUCAUCAGGAACCUCCAUCGUUUCAUAUCUUGCUGCAUUACUGCAUUUCACGUCACUAGACUGUGGAUACAGAGGAGAAAACAUCAGACUCUGGUGAAA